This is a messenger RNA of Asterias rubens (European starfish), 1736 nucleotides long. RefSeq names its product ryncolin-1-like. NCBI's taxonomy places the organism in Eukaryota, Metazoa, Echinodermata, Asteroidea, Forcipulatida, Asteriidae. The transcript has a single exon. The record is from RefSeq and is a predicted model, not a curated record. The coding region runs from base 130 to 930 and encodes 266 amino acids.
UGCCUGCAGAGGCACACGACCUUUCCAAAUUUCAAUCUUGAAAACAACUGCAAGUAUCUGUAUCACAUCUAUCGAGUUAAGAGCGCAUCUUCUCCUGUGAUCUGUGGGCGAGACUGCUCAUUUGAUCCCAUGUGUAAAUCAUUCAACUAUCACACAGGUAACCAUGUUUGUGAGUUGAACAAUGCCACACGAGAUAACAGUGCUGACUUUAUUGAGCUGCUUGGCAGCGCUUACUAUGAACACUUGAACACUUUGCCAUCGUUGAAUGAAACAACACGUUACAGCAGUUGCCAGAUGUGGUACAAAGCUGGACAUCGUGACAGUGGCAUCUACAUCAUUUAUCCUGAUCUGAAUGGCAUACAGGUCUACUGUGAUAUGGAGACCGAUGGAGGAGGCUGGAUCGUGUUUCAGAGAAGACAAGAUGGCUCUGUUGACUUUUACCGUAACUGGACUGACUACCAGUAUGGCUUUGGUGAUCUCUCCGGUGAAUUUUGGUUGGGGAACCAUUAUCUGCGCACACUUACCGCAAUAGGAAAAUGGCAACUGCAUAUACAAGUUGAAGAUUGGGAGUCCAAUACAGCUUGGGCUGCUUACAGAGAGUUUGCCAUUUUCAAUGACAACUACACACUCCAUGUCGGCUCAUAUGAUGUUAACAGUACAGUGGGACAGGACGCAUUCAAAAAAACGUCAAAUAGAAGAGGAUUCACUACACGGGAUCGAGAUAAUGACAACAGAGAUACACCAGAAGCAAACUGUGCGAUACGCCAUGAGGGGGCAUGGUGGUUCAACCGAUGCUUCAAUGUACAUCUGAAUGGUAAAUACUACCCCCAUGCAGAUGUGGCCAACAAACAAGGAAUCCAAUGGGAGCUCUGGAAAGGGAACGAGUACUCACUUAAGAAAUGCAGUAUGAAAAUAAGAGAACUCCUGUAACUGAAAAUACCAAUCUGUUUAACACUUCAGGCCAAGCACACUACUACGCCACAAAGGGGCAUAGUGGCUCAGCCAAUGCUUGAAUGUAAACUGAAUGGUAAAUACUACCACCAUGCGGAUGUGGCCAACAAACAAGGAAUCCAAUGGGAGUUCUGGAAAGGGACCAGGUACUCACUUAAGAAAUGCAGUAUGACAAUAAGAACUCGUGUAACUGAAAAAAAGCCGUCUGCUUAACACACGUAUUUCAGUUGUACUCAUCAUGUAUUUUCACCAAGCUACAUGUACAUGUAAGCCCAGCUUAUCCUGUUGCUCCUGCCUUCAAACACCAUUGAACCAAGCCCAACAACUAGUUAAUCCCUAAGGCAGUACUUAAAAAGUGUCCAGCAAGUGUUUCAGUUCAAGGAAAAAAGCCAUCUGCGUUCACAAGUAUUCAGUUCAAGCAAACAAGUAGGCUACAGUUAAGUUUGGUUUUAGUUCCAGCUCCAGCCCAACUGCUUCACAGAGCUAAGCCCAGCUUAUCACGUUCUUGUUCCAGCCUUCACACACCAUGGAUUGAGCCAAGCCCAACUAUUAUUCCCACACGCAGUACUUAAAAAGCAUCCAGCAAGAAGAGUUCUGGAAAGGGACCAGGUACCCACUUAAGAAAUGCAAGAUGAAAAUAAGGGAACUCCUGUAGCCGAAAAAGCCAUCCGGUUAACACAUGCAUUUCAGUUCAAGGAAAAAAGCCAUCUGCUUUCACAAGUAUUUCAGUUCAAGCAAACAAGUACAGUUCAGUUUAGGUUUUAGUUCAGCUCCAGCCUAACUGC